Molecule: messenger RNA, 3724 nt
Organism: Echinops telfairi (small Madagascar hedgehog)
Lineage: Eukaryota; Metazoa; Chordata; Mammalia; Afrosoricida; Tenrecidae
Gene: TIPARP
Product: TCDD inducible poly(ADP-ribose) polymerase
Exons: 6
Coding region: 118-2094 (658 amino acids)
Molecular function (GO): NAD+ poly-ADP-ribosyltransferase activity; metal ion binding
Source: RefSeq, a predicted model, not a curated record
ACGGACGCGGCUCGGGAGCCGCCAGCGUCGCGACCCGACUCCUGUCGCCCGCGCUCUCGGGCUGCCGGUUCAGGAUUUUCAGACUGAGGAGCAGAGCAGUUGGAGCUAAUAACCAUCAUGGAAAUGGAAACCCCUGAAUCUGAACCCGAUUGUGUAGUGCAGCCUCCCUCUCCUACUGAUGACUUUUCAUGCCAGAUGAGACUCUCUGAGAAGAUCACUCCAUUGAAGACUUGUUUUAAGAAAAAGCCAGAUCAGAAGAGAUUGGGAAACGGAACUCUGAGGUCUUUGAGGCCAAUAUUAAAUACUUUGCUUGAAUCUGGUUCACUUGAUGACGUUUUUAGAUCCAGAACCCAGAGUGCAGAUGAUAGCAGCUUGCAUGACUCUAUUGUGAAAAAACCCCUGGAAAUGACUGCACCAUGUCCACCAGCAGAAAGCAGUAUGUCUGUCCUGAUUCCUGGUGGGACAAAUGUUGGGAACCAAGUACCAGAAUCUCAUUCUCCCACGGAUGCUCCAGAGCAAGUAGUUCCAAUCCAGGAUCACAACUUUUCACCAGAAACCAUCAGUGGGACAGUGACAGAUUCUACAGCAGGGCACUUCCAGACUGACCUUUUGCAUCCAGUUUCAAGUGAUGUCCCUGCUAGUCCUGACUGCAUAGACAAAGUCAUGGAUUAUGUCCCAGGGAUUUUUCAAGACAACAGUUUUACAAUCCAGUACAUUUUGGACACCAGUGAUAAGUUGAGUACUGAACUCUUCCAGGACAAAAGUGAAGAGGCUUCCCUUGACCUGGUGUUUGAGCUGGUAAACCAGUUACAGUACCACACUCACCAAGAAAAUGGAGUUGAAAUUUGCAUGGAAUUCUUGCAAGGCACUUGUAUUUAUGGCAGGGAUUGUUUAAAACACCAUACAGUAUUGCCAUAUCACUGGCAAGUCAAGAGAACGACGACACAGAAAUGGCAGAGUGUAUCUAAUGAUUCCCAGGAGCACUUGGAAAGAUUUUACUGCAAUCCAGAAAACGACAGAAUGAGAAUGAAGUAUGGAGGACAAGAAUUUUGGGCAGAUUUGAAUGCCAUGAAUGUGUAUGAAACAACUGAAUUUGACCAACUACGAAGGCUGUCCACACCACCCACUAGCAAUGUUAACUCUAUUUACCACACAGUCUGGAAAUACUUCUGUAGGGACCACUUUGGAUGGCGAGAAUAUCCUGAGUCUGUUAUUCGACUGAUUGAAGAAGCCAACUCUCGAGGGCUUAAAGAAGUUCGAUUUAUGAUGUGGAACAACCACUAUAUCCUCCACAACUCAUUCUUCAGGAGAGAAAUAAAAAGGAGACCUCUUUUCCGCUCCUGUUUUACACUGCUUCCGUAUUUGCAGACACUUGGUGGGGUUCCUACACAGGCUCCUCCACCUCUGGAAGCAACCUCCUCCUCACAAAUCAUCUGCCCAGAUGGGGUUACCUCGGCAAACUUUUACCCUGAGACAUGGGUCUACAUGCAUCCCUCUCAGGACUUCAUCCAAGUGCCUGUUUCUCCAGAGGACAAAAGCUACCGAAUCAUUUAUAACCUCUUUCAUAAGACUGUGCCUGAGUUUAAAUACAAAAUUUUGCAAAUAUUGAGAGUCCAAAACCAGUUUCUUUGGGAGAAAUACAAAAGGAAAAAGGAAUAUAUGAACAGGAAAAUGUUUGGCCGUGACAGAAUAAUAAACGAGAGACAUUUGUUUCAUGGAACAUCCCAGGAUGUUGUCGAUGGAAUCUGCAAGCACAACUUUGACCCUCGAGUCUGCGGAAAGCAUGCUACUAUGUUUGGACAAGGCAGUUAUUUUGCAAAGAAGGCCAGCUACUCUCAUAACUUUUCCAAGAAGUCCUCCAAAGGAGUCCAUUUCAUGUUUUUGGCCAAAGUACUGACUGGCAGAUACACGAUGGGUAGUCAUGGCAUGAGAAGACCCCCUCCAGUCAAUCCCAGCAGCGUCACCAGUGACCUGUAUGACUCUUGUGUGGAUAAUUUCUUUGAGCCUCAGAUUUUUGUCAUUUUUAAUGAUGACCAGAGUUACCCUUAUUUUGUUAUUCAAUAUGAAGAAGUCAACAACACUGUUUCCAUUUGAAAAAUCUUGGUACUGCUAACUUAUUUGAUAAGAACUCAAGCCAGCAUUUGUAGCAGGUUUUGGAUGGGGGGUCUGGGGGGGGGAACAGUAUUGGACAUCCAUAGGGCACUUUUCAGACCCAUUUUUUUAAGUGCUAGAAAGAGAGUUGCUUUUGUUUUCAUUUUUUUAAGGAAAACGCAUUUUUAAAUGACCAUUUAUCCUUUAAUUACAUACUAAUUGUUCGUAUACCGAGUGUGGGAAAGACUACAGAUUGCAUAUACUUUUCAAUUCACACUUGUACAUUGAGUCAGCGAUGUUACUCGACGCAUCUAAAAAGUAAAAUACACUGAACAUUAACCUGGCUGAGUAAAUCUGGCUUGGGCCUGUCAGAAGUUAGGGCGAUUGAAAUGGAAGCUGUGAGCCAAGUAAGGGUUGUAUUUAUUUACAGUGGUAAAACUGACCCGAACUGGUACAGCCACAUCCAAAGCCUCCCUGUUCCAGUGUAAGAUACGUUCAUGAGAUUCGGGUGGCUAGAAAGAAAUUUAUAUUUCUAUCAGCAGGACUGAAACACAUCACCCAACUGGAGGGCAUCAGCGGCUUAACUGUUCAGCAGUGUGCCUGAGUGUUCGGAGGUAUGUUAAGGGAGUAAAAAGAACUAUUCGGAAAAUUUGAUUCACCAGCAACCUUUUUUACUUACUAUUUAUGUAAGAUUCUUAUGUUGCUCAACAUCAGCCAUGAAAAACUCAAAUCUUUUCCAUUGUCCUCGACCUCAAUUUAAAGGAGUUAGGCAGCUAAUUUGGUUGUGCCAGUUUUGAGGUUAGAAGUAGUACUUGAUCUGGGGGUUGGGGGUUCCAGGCCUAGCAAGCACUUCAUUAAAGGUCUUAAAAAAGGAAGUACAUCUACAACCAAAUUGAUAAGGUUUAUUACUGUGCUUUGUACAAAGUAGCCUCUUCAAAAGUAUUUGUUGACUUGGAAUUACUGUUCAGGGUGAUAAUCCCACCCUGAGGCCUGCUCUGCCAGAUGCACCUCGGUUCCCUGGCUGACUGAAUCUGACACUACUUAUUUAAUAGAAACACAAACUUGGAAAUUGUUCCACUGGCCCAGCUGGAGCACUGUUAGGUGAAUGUGCGAUACCUCGGUUCUAAGAAGUAGCAGCUAGGUAUACUUCGGCUUAAACAAAACAAUUCUUGGAUUUACAAAUGUGGAGGUGGUUAUUCAAGAUUAUUCACCACGGAAUUCCUUCAGCUACCAAGCUCUCCUAGUAUGUCUGCAAUGAUUUCAUUUACACAAAUUAUCAGGAAAUUCUGUGUUGUUUAGGCAAGAUAUAUCUGUACUGGUGUCUCAGUGAAUCAACCUGUUUAAGCACUUACCAGGGCUUCCACGCAGUUAUUUAUUUUGCCCUAGUUGAUCCUGUUGUUUGCUGUCAUUGGCAUGAAACAGCCAACUGUGGCUGUUACUUUGAGUCAGUUCUUUCAUUUGAUUAUAGCCUUGUAAACCAGUGAUUCCCAAUCUUUUUCAAGUUCGGACACCUUACCACUGCUUAUUUGAUUUUAUGAAACUUGUUCCUUUUUUCUCCCUGAAGAAAAAAAAGCUUUAUGACAUAUUUAUUUUUUUAAUAAAAUUAGGCAAAAAUAAAAGUUCUGAUAAACCU